This is a messenger RNA of Fomitopsis serialis, 1488 nucleotides long. RefSeq lists its product as uncharacterized. Bases 1 to 1488 code for a protein of 495 amino acids. The transcript is spliced from 2 exons. The record is from RefSeq and is a predicted model, not a curated record. Lineage: Eukaryota; Fungi; Basidiomycota; Agaricomycetes; Polyporales; Fomitopsidaceae.
AUGCCUUUGGGCACAGACGUCGAAACGGUACCCCGCAUACUGUAUGGCGCAAAUAAUGACCGCCACGGAGAUCGUGAUGAUGGUGAAGAUCACUGUCAUCUUCACGCGACCAGACAAAUCAGCAAAGAACGGUCUCUCCAAGGCUCCUUGCCGCUGACCCUUUCUGAUCGCAUCCCAAUCGAGACCUUCGAAAACAUCAUCGACUGGAUGGAAAGCCACGCCCUGCUCGCCGCGGCAUUAGUCAGUCGGGUCUGGCAUCCUCGCGCCGUUCAUAACCUCUAUCAUACCGUGCGUCUCCAGUCACGCAAAGACUUCGACCUUCUGGUUCAUCAGCUGCAAACGUCACCUCGCAUCAAGCAGAGGUUAUCAACCACUCGUGAACUAUGUGUUCAUCGCGACUAUCCUGAUCUAUUUCAUCGCGACUAUCGUCGAGCCUGCUUGGAACAAGGCCUCGACUCCCUAAAUCUGGAUGUCCUGCCUAUUGUCUUUGCCAAUUCACUGCCCGCUCUGCGAGUCCUCGACAUCGCUGGGUUUUCGCAUCCUCCCAUGCACCCAACUUUCUACCUUGCAUUGUCUCACUUCAAGCACGUUACAUCGUUGCGGUUGCAUGGAAUCAUGCUUAGAAACGUUACUCAGCUGCAACAGAUCGUCUGCGCGCUCCUGGGGCUGAAAGAAGUCGUUCUGGAACUCCUGAUACCGAUACAUCAGUUCUCUGGUACACGAUUCCGGACUCUAUGUGAAACGCGACUCGAGCGACUCGAAGUCCAUGCAGACCCGGCGGACUCAGAUGAACUGAUCACAAGCAUACAUCCAUUCGAUCCAAUCAUCACCUGGCUUGUAGACUCAGGAGUCUGCAGCUCCCUCUCCGAAUUGGUGAUAUCCCGGGUCUUCAGAGAUGAUCCCUACCCGGGCCCCUACCCGCGUUACCGCUACUGCUCGAACGGUCUUUUAGCCAAGCAAGUUAAUCGACUGCUCGAGACGAGUGGGUCAUCUCUGACCUCUUUUCGUGGUGAUCAAAAUGAAUUCCGCUUCCGUGGUAAGUUCCCUCUACCGUCUUCUCUAGUGCACAACACGACUUUAAGUCAAUUGAUAUUGUACCUCUACCCUCGGGCUGGACGGAAGACACGCGCGUGGCAAUUGGCAAGCCAGCUGCAUGCUAUCCUUUACACCGUUCGGAGCCAUGAGCUUCGUCACAUCGCCAUCCAUCUCAGGGGCCUGAGCCCCGAGAACCUCAAGGAGCAUGACCUCGCUGACACUCCGGCUUUGCGGAACUAUCACGACGUCAUGGAGAAGCCGUGCUUCCGCGCAUUGACGGACGUCCACGUCAAGUUAGAAUUUACUUCUAGGCCUCAUGCACAUGACCUACUCUGCAACGAUGCGCACAAACUGGACUACCUCGCGAUGUUGACGAAGACCAUAUUCCGGCCGAUGCUCUUACCGUGGCAUGAUCGUGGUAUAGUCAGCAUCGACUCGGAUUACGCGGGGUAG